AUGCCAGUAGAACUCAAAUGCUCGCCUUCAAGUGGAUUAUGCUUUCAAAUAAAACUUUACAGGUACGAGUACAGAUGGGCUGAUGGGGUACAAAUCAAGAAACCAAUUGAAGUUUCAACUCCAAAAAAUGUUGAAUACUUGAUGAACUGGAUCGAAUCUCAAUUAGAUGAUGAAUCCAUAUUUCCUCAAAGGCUUGGUGCCCCCUUUCCUCCCAACUUCAAAGAAGUUGUGAAAACUAUAUUCAAACCCCUGUUCCGUGUUUAUUCUCAUAUUUAUCACUCUCAUUUCCAGAAGAUUGUAAGUCUUAAAGAGGAGGCCCAUCUAAAUACCUGCUUCAAGCAUUUCAUAUUGUUUACCUGUGAAUUUGGAUUGAUUGACAAGGAGGAGCUAGCUCCACUUCAAGAGCUUGUAGAAUCCAUUGUUGUCCCUUACUAAACCGGUGUGCACUUCCCGAUAGAAUCAACUAUCUAAGGGACACAAUAAGCUGAGGUAAUAAUUAAAAAAAAUUGAUAAUUAGUGAUUGACUAGAGAGUUUGUCUGAGAUGCUUGGUAAUUGAUAUUAUUAAUCCAGUGUACAAGUGCUCUAUGAUUUAAGUAUCUAUAAUCGUUUUCAUGCCAAAGUUCUUUCUUCCCAUGGAUCAGAAAAUGAAAAGCA
This is a messenger RNA of Camellia sinensis, 655 nucleotides long. Its product is annotated as MOB kinase activator-like 1A. NCBI's taxonomy places the organism in Eukaryota, Viridiplantae, Streptophyta, Magnoliopsida, Ericales, Theaceae. The record is from RefSeq and is a predicted model, not a curated record.